AUGAACCUUCAUAACUCGAAGAACUAUUUAGUGGACAUUGGCAUGACAGAAGAUGAUUGUGAACAUAUUGUUGUUAUUAUAGGUGCUGGUACAGCAGGCCUGAAACUGGCUUCCGAAUUGUAUGCAAAUGGGGUUAAGAAAUGUAUAGUUCUCGAGGCAAGGGAAAGGACAGGUGGUCGAAUUUUGACAGUCAACAGUGAUGUGUUUCCAGAUAGAGUUUAUGAUCUGGGCGCAUCGUGGCAUCAUGAUACGCUCGAUAAUGGUCUUUUUAAGGAAGAAUGCAGUCUUCCGCCAAGCGAAAGAGCAGAGUACGCUUUUGAUGACGACUACCUUACCGUUGUGGAUAUGCAAGGCAGAAAAUUGGACUACAAUCGAGAUUUACACUUGGAAAUCCUCCAGCAGGAACUAGACCAAUAUAUUGAAAAUAAAUAUUAUGAGUCGAUCGAAACGAAAGACAUGUCAUAUUACGAGAUUGUCAUGCUAUAUCUUCAUGAAAGAAGGAAUCAGCUGACAGAUGAUCAGAUCAGGUACUUCACGCAAUUUGUGAGAAAUGUGGAAUUUUGGCAUGGCGGGGAUUGGAAACUCUUAAGUGGAAAGCAUUCCAAGAUGUGUUUUAAUGGACGGAAUGCGUUCGUUUCUAACUACAAUAAGAUUUUCAGCAGGCUGGAGCAAUCUGUGCCAAGAGAAUGGGUGAAGUUAAACACUGAGGUAUCGAAGAUUGAGCGACGACCCGGCAGUGUGGUUGUAACCACUAGUACGGGAGCACGUUAUGUUUCGAAGUACUGCGUUGUGACCGUCCCACAAAGUGUGUUAGAGCUGUCGCUGAGUAAAGAAAGAGUUCCUGGUAGGAUUGAGUUUGCACCGCAGCUAAACAAAAACAUCCGUGACGCGCUUAAAGUUAGUCACUUUGGUUCUUUGGGGAAAAUCAUUUUUGAAUUUGAAGAGGCUACUUGGAGUAAUGAGCUUUGGACGCUCAUGGUCGUUCCUGAGACUAUGAAUGAUUUUGUUAAUGUUGUAAGGUCAGAGCCUGACUUCCAGGCACUCUUGUCCAGACUGAAUGCAGAAGAAGGGGUAUCUCUAAUAGAACAUCCUUCUUUGUUCCUCAACCUUGCUUCUAAAACUGGCACACCUUCUUUGAUGUGCUUUACACAGCAGCCAUUAACCGAGUAUAUAGAAGGGUUACAUCCUGCUAAGAUUGUUGAACUGAUGAAACCAGUCUUAAAUCGCGCUUUGGCAGCACUAGGCUCAUCAAGUGAGUGCAUAGUCGAUCUCGAAAACCAAAUAUCAAGCAGUUCAGCCGGAGGUACUCCUAUACUAAAAAACGUCAUUGUUAGCAAUUGGACGAAGGACAGCUACUCAUUAGGUUCUUACUCGUUUUCCCGGACCAAUGACGAUCCUCUGACCGCCGUUCUUGCCUUUAUCGACGGUCAAGAUAUGCGUAUUAAGUUUGCGGGUGAGCAUACUGUUAUGGAUGGUAAUGGAUGCGUUUACGGAGCCUGGGAGAGCGGUAAGCGAGAGGCUAAUUACAUCCUGAAACAGCUAAAAAACAAACCUUGUCCUAAUCAUUAA
This is a messenger RNA of Eremothecium sinecaudum, 1569 nucleotides long. RefSeq names its product polyamine oxidase (gene FMS1). The transcript has a single exon. The record is from RefSeq and is a predicted model, not a curated record. Gene Ontology annotation, molecular function: oxidoreductase activity. Bases 1 to 1569 code for a protein of 522 amino acids. Lineage: Eukaryota; Fungi; Ascomycota; Saccharomycetes; Saccharomycetales; Saccharomycetaceae.